Lindgomyces ingoldianus is the source of this 1175-nucleotide messenger RNA. RefSeq lists its product as uncharacterized. The record is from RefSeq and is a predicted model, not a curated record. Bases 84 to 872 code for a protein of 262 amino acids. The transcript is spliced from 2 exons. NCBI's taxonomy places the organism in Eukaryota, Fungi, Ascomycota, Dothideomycetes, Pleosporales, Lindgomycetaceae.
AAGGAUCCAGUCCAGAUUAAUAUAAGAGUACAACCCGUGGUACGACUUCUUCCUGGAUCAUCUCCAUUUCCUCGACGAACACAAUGGUCUACCUUCCUCGCCAACCUGGCCAUAGGCUGACGGCUUUUCUAACAGCCGAGCUAUCUCCUCAACAGCUCGACGCCAUCCACAAAGCCUUUGAAAGUGGAGCAUUCUCACAAUUUCCUACCCCACUUGCAGAGCUCUAUAUCAAAGACAAGCCCGAGUAUCACGGACUUACCCAUGCGGAAAUACGGAGAGCAGAGGAGCGCGAAGAGCCUUUCUUACUUAUUGAUAAGGAGACUCCGGAUGACGGCGGAAUCUGGUAUAUUGAUGACUUCGCAGGCGAAGACCAGGUUGAAGACGAACAGGCGGAGAGUACGGAUGUCUUGUGGAAGAUUCGCAUCAAGAUCGAACACGUACCAAUUCUGCAUGCAAACUAUGAUAUUGGGAACGCCGACAUUGGAGAGGAUCUCAGCAACGUCGGCGUUGAUCUUCCUAUCAAGGAAGACUUCGUGCAAGAGGAGCUUGUCACCUCAGGCAUCGACCUCGAGGAGUUCAAGUACGAACAACACUGCUGGAUUACCGCAGAACCUGGUGAGUAUGAAGAGAUAACAGACGAAGAGAUCUUGGAGACCGCGUUGCCUAAAACGGACAAAUUGUAUCGACUGAAAGAGGAUAUUGCGAAGGCGAAUGGGCUUCUUACAAGAUGGACGGCCGGGUGCGAUGCAGAAUCCACACAACUCCCCGACGGCACAACGAGGGCAUUCCCCAAAGGUAGCCUCAUCCUGCAGUUGAGGUAUAAUCCAGAUUUUCCAUGGCCUCCAUAUGUGCGUCCAGAAGGGUCUUUGUGAGCUUCAUCAUAUGUUGGUGCUAGAAUAGGAACUGUUACCUUCCCGUCACAUCCUCUCUUGAAGCUCGUUUGGAAAAGAAUUUCAACUUUCGCUCCCAUCACAUGGCCUGCUCUACUGAGUCUGUCUUUGAAUAUGACCAGAGACAUUGCGAUCGGGUGGUGCUGAUGCACUCUGAUAUCGCACCUGGCAACAUGCUCAUCUUACUGUAACGUACUUCACGGGCGAGUUGCUCACACACCCAAGUCGCUUACUUUUGCUAAGACCCCACCCUAACAAACUCUAUUAUAGCCUAUAAUAACCCGC